Saprolegnia diclina VS20 is the source of this 1228-nucleotide messenger RNA. RefSeq lists its product as hypothetical. The transcript is spliced from 5 exons. Gene Ontology annotation, molecular function: protein binding. The record is from RefSeq and is a predicted model, not a curated record. Lineage: Eukaryota; Oomycota; Saprolegniomycetes; Saprolegniales; Saprolegniaceae. Bases 34 to 1179 code for a protein of 381 amino acids.
CGCCAAGCGACGCGCCAUUCUGAAAACGGCCAAAUGGACCUGCUGCCCGAGGAGCCGCACCGGCGCGAAGCCAACCUCUUGAGCAUCGAGGACAUUCGCUCCGAGAUGAUGCGGUAUGGCAUUCCUGCGCACGAGAGCGUCCCGAGCACGCUCGUGAUUCUUCAGCGCAAGUUUGACGACGAGUUCAACACGCAAAUGACUGCGUACGCCAAGAUCAUGGAGCGCUAUCGACGCAAGAAGAACAAGAACGAGAUGGCGGCGCGCGCCGAGCGGAUUGUGGCCGAGGACUCGGCCGCGCUCGCUGCCAACCCAAAGAUGCGCAUCCUUGUCGACCAGGUGCUCGCCCACGAGACGAACGCGAGUCUCACGGUGCGCGGCAUCGAUGACGCCACGUGCCGCGCUUUUCUGCACGCGAUGGAAGCCAACAAGUCGGUGUUGACUCUCGACUUGUCCAACAACGAGCUCGGCGAGAGUGUGGCUGAGGCCGUCGCGGGGCUCCUUCGGCACAACCGGUCACUGCAGACACUCGACUUGGGAGCCAACCACUUUAACGCGAGUUCACUUCUCGUGAUCGGCCCGGCGCUUGCCGCCAACAAGGUGCUUUCGUCCAUCAGUUUCGAGUCCAACCCGCUCACGAGCCACAACAAUGCCGUGGACCUCUCGGGCUUUGAAGUGCUCUGCUCCAACGUCUUUAGCAACACGACGACGUUGCGGUCGGUCAACUUUUUUCGUUGUGGGCUCAAUGUCGAGGCCGGUCGGAUGCUCUCCAAGGCGCUCCUCUUCAACGAGUCGGUGAUUGCGCUCGACAUUGGCUGCAACGCCAUGGCUGACAAGGAACUCGAAGUCAUUGCGAUACAGCUCGAAGAGAAUCGGCUUGUCCACGACAAGAUGCAAGCCAAGGUUUACGCACUCAAGAAGCAGGUCGCGGCCGACGCGGAUGCCAAGUACGACGCCAAGUGCGCGCUCGAGAAGGCCGAGACGAUCGCCAAAUGGCACGACGACAACGCCGCCGCGCGCCACGCCCAGUACGAGCGCGACGCGAUUGAGGCCGCGCGGCACAAGUGCGAAGAACACGCGCGCAUCCAAAAGCAAAUCGCCGAGAAGGAGGCUGCGCGCAAGCUCAAGGAGGACGAAGCGCGCUUGAAAGCCGAAGCCAAAGCCAAAAAGAAGAAAAAGUAGUCACCAUUGCGAUAUACGAGCACAAGAAAUGCAUAAUUUGUUCUUCGAA